Molecule: messenger RNA, 8460 nt
Organism: Macrobrachium nipponense
Lineage: Eukaryota; Metazoa; Arthropoda; Malacostraca; Decapoda; Palaemonidae
Product: daf-12-interacting protein 1-like
Exons: 18
Coding region: 821-6775 (1984 amino acids)
Cellular component (GO): nucleus; cytoplasm
Molecular function (GO): microtubule binding
Source: RefSeq, a predicted model, not a curated record
AGCGAAUCCGUCGAGGACGCAGUCUGUGUUGUGGUGUGGUGCUGUGAUGAAUAGACCGACAUCGCUACAGGCGCAAAAAUAUUACGUCAUCGGUCGUGUCACAUGCCAUUAGAAGUGAAAAUGUAAUGGUGUAAAAGAGACUGUCAGUGCUGCUUUGCACUGAUGCAAGAGAGAUGACACUGAACCUGAAUGAAAAUACUGAUGAGUGACACUUAUUUGUAAAUGCCAGAAGGUAUUGCAAAUAAACGAUACAUUAAACGACAAGGAAAUCAAGAAAGCUCUGCGCAGUCGUGGCUGCAACUUCUCGAAGUUAAUAAUAUCACCGUUUGCCUCUCGAGAAGUGCAGUCGAGCGUGCGUGAGUGAGUGCGUGCGUCUGUUUGUGUGUGUUUGUGUUGGGGGCGGCUGAAGAAGAGGAGGAGGAGGAGGAGGAGAGAAGAGGGCGCAAGUGAGUUAAAGCCCCGACUUGGAUGGUGGUCUUAACUGCCUCUAAUCGUGAGUGUGGCGAGGCCCUGUUUCAUGUGAGGAGAGCAGGGUAGUGUGUGGGAAAGAGUGAGUGCCAUACACACCACACACACUCCUCGUCCCUGUCUCUGUCCUUCCUUCCUCCUGUCCUACCUCGUCGAGGAGAUCGUUCCUCGUACCCUUUCUGCGUCCGAGGUACUGAGGUCAUGCCCUAAAGACAGGAGGUGGAAUCAACCUCCUUUUACGUAAACGACCGAUCGACGAUGGCUGACCUCGUUUGAGAUUCAAUCGUGCAGUGCUGUGUGGUCCCUCUCCACCCCCUGCCCCCCGCCCCCGACGAUCCGAGGGUCGAAUGGAAUGGAGGCCCCUGGCGAGAGUCGCAUCCCAACGGUGCGACGGUCGGCCCUCCCCAGGCCCACCUCGGCAACUCCAUCUGUUCUGCCACUUAGCCCAGUGCAGUUUAAGCCUGGCUUCAGCCCUCUUACUCCAGUCCAUUCUCAAGUGACACCAUCAUCAUCUCAUCUGUUCGAGGCUCCUCCUAGUCAUCUGUGCUCCAGUUCGAAAGUGCUUCGCUCUGCUUCCCCGACCUCCCCCCAACCCUCUCUGCCUCGCAUAAGAUUGCCUUCAUCGAAACUCUCUCGAUUCUCCGACACUGAAGUUGCGGAGUCACCGAACCGUCGUGCCCAAAGACCUGUUUCAGGUAGCGGUCGCCUGAGCUACCACGCCACCGAAAGCUGGUCAGACGAAGAACGAUUAUGGGGAAGAGAGGCUCAGGAAGGGAGCUCUAUUAAUAUUAAAAGUCUCAGAGCAUCCACCGAGUCUUCUUUUUCUAAACAACUUGCAAAAAUCACCGGAAGUUCAAAUGAGGAUGUGAGUGACCUUAGCCUUAAUUUUCGUGUUUCAACGAGUAUACAUGGGCCACGUUCCUGUUGGGAAGGUCCUCUUCACUCUGUGUCUUCGGCAGAGCCAACAACAUCGCACUUAACUCGAGACUCUGUUGGCAGACGAGUCGUUGUUGGUGGAGUAGAGCGUGGCACUCUACGGUAUUAUGGACGAACUGCAUUUGCUGGAGGAGACUGGUGUGGGAUUGAGCUUGAAAGAGCUGUUGGUAAGAAUGAUGGCUCAGUAGAUGGUGUAAUAUAUUUUUCAUGUCGUCCUGGCCAUGGUAUUUUUGCGCCUGCUGGUAAAGUGUUCCUAGAUCUUGAACAUAUUGUAAGUGAUGAGGCAAUUUCCAUAAGCAACAAAAACAGUCAAAGUCAGGUCUGGCAAGGCUUCAUGCCGUCCUCUACCCAUUCUCAGGAAGCCAAUGCUGUUAGGCGCCGGCCAUCUGACGCGUCGAGUGCCACAUUUACAAUUGAAGGACAUGACUCUUCUCUUCCAGAUUCCCCAGAGAGUCAAGGAUCUCUUCAGCAACCACACGAAUGUACACAAGCCAAAAGACCAUCUAUUCAAGAUGACCGGGAAGAGGUUGCUAGUCUAGGAUCUCCUGAAGAUGCCACCUGUGAUGAAUCGUCUCUUGGUAUUUUAACACCAGAUCAGAUGCCUGACUUCACAGUUACAGCUUCAGCAUCAUUAGGAAGAUCACCAUCAGAUGAAGAUGUAGCAGCUUUAGAAGAUGAAGUAUGUGAUGGAGAUUCUCCUGUAGGAGCUGUUGCUAAUAUACCAGCUAAUAGCCAACUACUGAGAUGGGAUUCAGAUCCAAGCGCACUCUGUGUUGAGGAGUUGUUUAAGAAUGAUGUGUCUGCAAUUAUCAGGGAGUUAAGGACAUCGGCAGAAGUUAGCUCCUCUGGUGAAAGUUCACCAACAAGACCUCAUCCUUCCCCUGAAACUGAACAGUUUCAACAUGAUGAAGAAGAUAUGGAAGCAUUACAGAAAAAAGAGGAUGAAGGGCUUAAAAAUAGAAACAUUGCAGAAUCUAAAGAGAGACUGCGGAAAAUCACUCUUCAAGAUGAAUGCCAUACGAUACCUGAGCUUAGAGAAGUGCCUGCAGGUGUUGACCUGUCAAGAUUACCAGCAAUGGGCAGACGGGUUGCACCACUUACCACCCGUCUUUUGCUAGCAGCAACAUCAGCUAGUGAUGUACCACCAGAAGUUGAAGCUACUUGGAGUAAUGCUGCAGCAGCUAUGACUACAAGUGCAGGUAGCCUAGAUCAAGGGUAUCAAGGUGAUGCUGAAUGUGACCCACGCUCAGAAGGUGGGACUGGAACUGCCUCCUCACCCACUGAAGAUGUCCGAUUGUUCCAUGGCGUUAUUGAUGUUGAAAGGUUAACUGAAGCAGAUGUCAGCUUAGCUGACGAUGAAGGCGAGGUAGAGCACCACAGUGGUGUUGCAGCUAGAGACAGGUCUGCCAGAAUAAUCGAUGGCAAAUUGUAUCAUAGUCAUAGAGAACUUGGAAGAGCACAUGAUCCUCAUGGAUCUGAAAUGGAUUCUUCAGGCUUUUAUUCAGACCUUGAUCCACGAGAUCGCGAUGCUGAAGAUGAAAGUACAAGAACUGAUUUGGAGCCAGUUCAGGAGGCUCAAGGCACUUCCAAUAUGCAUGAUUCCCUGUUGGAUGAUCCAAGCCAUGCACAAGAUGACAGCACAAAUCAUGAUCAUACGUUUGAUGACCAUUCACUUAAAGAUGAGUUGUUCGACGAGAAGGCUGGAGCUACUGUGUUGGAUGAGGAGGACAGAAGCUCGUGCAGCACUCUCCGGCCAGAAUCUAAGGACUUGACUCCAAUUGAGCACCAAAAUCGGUCACCUUCACCAACAGACAAUAAAUGUUCACCCUCUCCAAACAAUAGUUCUGCUUCAGUUGAUGAUGUUAAAGUAAGUCCUCUGACGGACUCUAACACUGAAGGAACAGUAAUUGCAACAACAGAUACCAAACUAACUGAUUCUGGCAUUUCUGUGGAAGGAGGUGAAGAUGGAGUGAAAGCACCAAUACCAAAAGCCCGAACUUAUGACAAACCUUGGUUGUCCAGACCCCCACCCCCUAAAAAGAAAGAGGAACAGAGAAAGCCCCUACAACCCCCACCCCCUAUGCCCAAGAAAAAUGUACAGUCGAAGCUCAAGGCCCUACUGGAGGCUCAAGAGCCAACCCCUGACGAGGCGCGGCGACCUCGACAACCUCGCAAGAAUCGCUGGGAUGAAGUAAUGAAUAAGAUAGCAGAAGGGCAAAAGGAUGAAAAAGUGAGACCAAAGGUAAAGGAGGUGAAGAGUCGUCUAUUGGAUGGCUUGAAAAUGCAAGUUCAAUUAUCACCUCAAGCUGAACGUAUCCGGCAAGAACGACGGGAAAGGCGGGAGCGUCGAGAACGGCAGGCUGUCGCUGCUGCCAAUGCAGCCAGGCGAGCCAUUCAGGCAAGAGGGGACAGGAAGAGGAGUUCUGCGAGCAUUCGAAGCAAUCGAACAAGUCGAGCGCCGUCGCUCGACUCGCUCCCGACCGACCCGACGCGGCCAUACAGUCGCGGAUCGACACCCGAACAGUCCAUCGCAUCCAACAAAUCCAAUGUGGACAAGCUGGCAACCACGUCUCGUCCCGUGUCCCCUUGUCCCAGUGACGUCAGCUCUUCGUCUGACCAGUCUCAUUCGUCCAACCUGUCACAUGUGUCGUCACGGCUGCCAAUCAGGGCGCUGCAUGUGUCUGGCCCCGCGCACGUGGCGGGCUCCGUCAACUCCCUCUGUUCCACAGCUUCCGGUGAAGGAGGCGAUUCGAGGGCGUCUCGAGACUCCCGCGUCCUCACCGCCAACCGGGUCAAUAUCAGCAAUGGAGAGAAGAAGCGCUCUGACGUAUCGGCUCCUCCACGAAGACCCCGUUUGGACAACGUUAAGUCCACAAUUCCAAAACCGGGUCGACUUCCUCCAAGAAAGUUUACAGACCCGGUGAAGGCAGCGCGCCCUGGGGGACCUACCAGCGGUGGCCCGCGCGGGCAGCACCUCGGAGGGCAUGGCGGCGGCGGCAACGCAGGCGGCGGCGGGCCGGGGCAGCAGGAGCGGCAGCAGCACCCAGCGGUGCCGCACGCCGAACAGCUGCGCCGCCUGGACGCCGAGCUGACGGCGAGGGCGACGGAGCUGAAGGUGGCACGGACAGAGAAGGACCUCGUCGAGAGGAGAGUCGAGGCUCUGACCGUCCUCAUCCACCAUCUCACCAAUCACUACGAGCCCUUCUUAUGUCCGACACUCAAGGCUGAAGUAGUAAGACUGAACCAGCAGUUGACUGAUACUAGACUUAGUCUGGAUGAGAGCACGGCGGCAGUUCGUCGUUUGCAGGAGGAAGCAGCGCAAAGCGUUGAACAGCACACCCAGAAGGUGCAGGAACUAGAACAGAGACAUAAGGAGACGCUCGAGAAGCUCACGAAACAACAUCAACAUGAUCGGGACUUGGCGAUCGAGAAGCAUCGCAAGGAGCUGUCGCAGUUUGCAGAAGAUCAGCAGACACAGCGUGAGGACUUGAGCAGGGCCCAUUCAGCUGAAAUAGAGAGGCUUGAAGGAGAAUGGCGAACAAAACUCGAUGUACAGCACGAGAAACAUCUUUGUGCUGUCCAGGAGUUGAACACGCAACAUACUCACAAAUUACGUGAGCUGGAAUCAUCACGUCAAGCGAGAGAGUUUGAAUUGGAAGAGACAAACCAUCGUCUACAAAGUGAACAGGAGGCCCUGAAAAUUCAGUCAAAGAAAUUAGAAGAGUCCUUACUCAAUGACACAGACCAUAGAUUACAAGCAGUCCGCAACAUGUGCACAUCUCUCAAGAGUGAGGUGGAUUCUCUAAAGACUGUCGUGGAGAUGAAAAAUUCUGAGAUUCACACCCUUCGAGGACAAGUAGCUGAAAUGGGUCGUCUAUCUAAAGAGCUUGAAAUUGCAAGGGAUAAAGCCAAGUCUCUACAAGCCAAAACAGAAGAUCUGCAGGCACAAAUGGAAAAGAGAGCCCUUUCAGAGAGACAUCUUGUAAAUGAACAUAGACUCUUAAUGGAAACAUGCCAACGCGAAGCCAACAUUAACAAGCGUCUUAGCUUAGAAAAUGAAGAGUUAGCUUGGAAACUUCGACAGCGAGAGGAAAUGUAUACUUCUUUGCCUUCUUCAACCCUAGGCUUCAGAUGUCUUUUUGGAGGCAGUAGACCAGAUCUUGUGAGCCGCUCUCCUGCUACACCACGGCGCCAAGAGGGGGCGCCUUCCCCUCAGGCUGCCCCCCAUUCACCCAGGGUAGCUGUUCGAUCUCCCUCUGGAAAAAUUUCACCUUCAAAGUGUGAGGUGAACAAACGUAGGUCCCGAUUAGGCCUUAGUUCAGAGGAUGGUGUAAAUGGAGAUGACAGGGUACAGGAUGUUUCCAUAGAUUCUCCUCCCCCAUCACCAUGUGUCAAAGCAGUGGUGGAAAAAUCAAACUCUGUUAGCUUCAUCCUAGAUCUUAACGAUUCACAAUCAGAUGAUAGCUUCUUGGACCUGCCUCCAUCUCCCCGACCACGACCACAGCGAACAGCCUCUCUUAGUGCUGCUGACCGCCCACGCACCCCUAUUCAUGCACGUAGAGUUAUUCACAAUAACAGAGCUAAUAGUUUAAACAGAAAUGGAGUGCACCUGGAAGGGAGACAGAACAGCAAAAGUGAGUUAAACGGUAAGAGGAAAGAAGUUAAUGGAAAAUCACAUGACACUAAUGGUCAUGGUAGCCAGCCAAGUUCUGGUCGAAGUGCCUCUGAGAGCAGUGAAGGAGGUAGUGAAAUGGAGAGGGUUUCACCAACUGGUUUAGCAUGGACUGUACCUGUGCACCCACCAAAAUCACCUGUAAAAACAAAUGCUCUAAGGCAAAAUGGGUCACCAGUUAGAGGAAGAGUAGAGCACCAUCUUUUGGAAGAUCCUGAUGAAGAUGAAUAUGAAGAAACUCCAGAAGGAACUCAUCAGUUUAUUGAAGUAGUGGAACUGUCAAGAGUUGGCCUUGUCAGUAGUUCAGAGGCUGCUAGUGAUUCAGAAUUGUCACAGUGUGAUUUGAUUAAGGGUGGUUCUUCAACCGACUCGGAUAGUGAAAGCAGUGAUGGUGAACCACAUACACAGCAAGGUCCUUCAAGUCACCAUGAACAGCUAGCUCGUAAAAAUGGGCCUUGGUGUCCCAAAGAAGGUGCAGGAGAAGCAAUGAUAACAGAUGAUUUAUUAAAACAAUAUUCUGGUGACAACCUUGCUAUUGAGCCCCUACCUACCAGGGGUAAAAGACCACCUCGUCGCUGCUUUCCCUCAGCACCAUCAUCAGACUCUGAUGAUAAUAUGAACGCACACAAUGAAGGAACUACUGUGGAUGUAAGCUGGUCUGAGGACAUCACUUCAAGUUCUGAGAUGCAUGAGCUGUGAAAAAUUCAGCUUACCUCCUUCCUCUCGACCGAAACGUGACGAACGACUGCGAACGACUAAGCACUGCCACAGCUUUCUGACUUGCCAUGACAAGUGAUCUCCAAUGGUACAACCUCCUUUCUAAAUGAACUGUGGGCCACAAAAGCCUGAAGUUUUGUUAAUGAGUUUUCCAGAAGAAAAUAAAGGGUAUACAUUUCCUUAUAGGAGAAAUAAUGCCAACACCAGAGUAUAAAAAAUCCACUUGAUUAUGGCUAAGUUUGUUGUGUUUAUUUUCUAGUCAAGCUGUGUAUGUCCAUAAUGGAACCUACAGUGCCCCUUCCCUUAAGAGCUGUGGUCAGCCAAAGCUUUGGUUCCCGUAGGAAUUGUACAUACAGUAUAUUUUCCCCGUGAGGAACCAGAGCUUUUCCAGUGUCCUCGUUACCAGCGUGCCACUACAAGCAAUAGUAGCAUUCUUGGGCUAAGUAUUGCCUUAUCAGACCUGUGUUUGGUCACUUCCAUGUGCCACCUACAUACAUAUAUAUAGUAUAUACAUAUAAUUUUUUUUUAUUUUACUUUAUUGGUGGUAAACCACGCAUCCUUCAUAUUGAGGUUAGUGCAGAUUUUGCCCACAAUUAUAUGAGGAUCAUUAUGGUUGUAUAAAUAGACUUGGCACUUGGUUGUAAAUAAAGGAUCCCCUGUAACUGAAAAUAAAAUUGUAUUAUCACUCAAAAUAUAUAGUGUAAUAUAUCUCGAAUGAGCAUGAAGUAUUUACGGAUUCAACCACAGAGCUUAUUACCCCUAUCGUCAGUCCAGAUUACUGUAAUCUUUCUAAUGCACAAUGGAAAGCGCAAAGAAGUUUUGGUUUAAAAGUGACAUAAUAUUGUUUUAUUACAUAUGUUAAAAAACAAGCCUGUUCUGUAAAUGGCCCACCAGAUGAGGCUAAUUUUCAAUGCCUGCAUGAGAUGCCUUGGUCAACUGAAAUGUGCCAUUAACUCCUGUUGUUGUGAUGCAAGUUGUUUCAAGUUAAUGCCACUUAUAUAUCUACAUUUACAGUAUACAGUAUGUAAUGUAUUUUCAACUAAUUAGGUCACUAUAAUCUACAGUGAAUAUUGUGAACAUCCAUGUGCUUUUACAUAAUCUUUAAAGACACACUAAUGGGAGUUAAAAGCACAAAAUGUUGGUCAUGAUCAUGUUGAGGAAUGCUGGUUGAUGCCAUUUCAUUCUACCAUAUGCAGGAAGACACACAUUUACAUAUGCAAUAUGGUGCCAUGUGAUACCUGUUUUUUCUACCCAGUGUGCAAAGUGCUAACAAGAUCAUGUGUAAUAAUCAUUCAGUCUUUUCUGUUGGCUUAAGAAGCAAUUUUGUGUUAAAGGAAAUGUACCGAAAGGCUCUUUUUACUUGUUUUGCAAAUAAGGGAGACUGCCACAGAGUAAUUAUUUCUAGAAUACAUAAGAUUGCUGAUAUUGCCAUCAUGUGUAGUAAAAUGAAAACAAAAAAUGUAUCUUCCAGUUGAUUAUUUAUAUAGACCAUUUUCCCUCCUAUUAUUAGAAGUGUGUCUUGGUUUUCUAAUUAUUUAAGAGUAUUACAGCAUUGUGUAUUCUAAGUUCAAAGCCCUGAUGUGAUCUUAAUUACAUCCAGCUGUUAAGUUUAAAGCCCGGAUGUGAUCUUAUUGUAGGAUAUAGAAAUAAAGCAAAGCUCUAUUGAA